This is a messenger RNA of Glossina fuscipes, 1047 nucleotides long. RefSeq names its product translin-associated protein X (gene Trax). Gene Ontology annotation, cellular component: nucleus; cytoplasm. The transcript has 2 exons. The record is from RefSeq and is a predicted model, not a curated record. Gene Ontology annotation, molecular function: sequence-specific DNA binding; RNA binding; RNA endonuclease activity. NCBI's taxonomy places the organism in Eukaryota, Metazoa, Arthropoda, Insecta, Diptera, Glossinidae. Bases 118 to 969 code for a protein of 283 amino acids.
ACUUUGCUACGGGAUUAAUCUACUAAAGGAAUAAAAAAAUUAAAUUAACCGGGACAUAUAACUCAUUGGUACAAUACACAUCUUCUCCAGAUCCAAAAAAAUAAGAGAGUAAUAAGAAUGUCCGGCCGCAAUAACGCCCGUAAACAACCAAAAGUCAAAGAAAAAGUGAUAAUAGAUGAAAACAAUCCCAUGCUAAGAGCAUUUCGAGCUUACAGCAUGGAAUUAGAUGCCAAGCAUGAUCGAUACGAGCGUAUAGUUAAGCUCAGCCGCGAUAUAACAAUCGAAGCUAAACGUAUCAUAUUCUUAUUACAUUCCAUUGAUAGCCGAAAAGAUAAUAAGGAGAAGGUAUUAGAAGAAGCUCAACAACGUCUAGAGAAAGUGAUUAAAGUAAAUUUCAAAGCUGUUGCUCAGGAAAUGCAAAAUUUAGAUCCAUACCAAUACCGAGGAGCAUACGCUCCAGGUUUGCAAGAAUUUAUAGAAGCCUAUUCAUUCAUGGAAUACAUGAGAUAUACUGAUGAUAAGUCAUCUAGCCUAGAUAAUGAAGCCUCAAUGUCCGAUUGGCAACAGUUGCAAGGAAAAAUGCAGUAUAUAGAAGCGGAGGCAAACGACGAAAUUUCUGCGGAAAUGAAAGAAAAUAAAUUUUCGUUUCAUGUGGAACCCUCUGAAUAUAUAUUAGGUAUUUCGGAUCUAAGUGGAGAGCUAAUGCGCCGUUGUAUAAAUUCGUUGGGUAGUGGAGAAACGGAUACUUGCUUGCUCAUUUGUAAAGUAUUACAGCAUCUCUAUAAAGGAUAUAUUGGUCUAAGUAUUCCCAGGUGCCGGGAGCUAUCACGUAAAAUCCAUACAAUGCGACAAAGUGUAUUGAAAGCAGAAGAUGUCUGCUACAAUGUCAAAGUACGUGGAGGUGAAGCUGCUAAAUGGGGUUUAGAAUCUGAAAAACCUAAUGUUGAUAUAGAUGAAGGUUUCUUUUAAUUCUCUAAUUUCAAUAACUUUUAAUAACAUUUAAUAAUAAACUUUAUAUAUUAAAUUAAGAUGUAUCACUAGGCACGU